Molecule: messenger RNA, 297 nt
Organism: Saprolegnia diclina VS20
Lineage: Eukaryota; Oomycota; Saprolegniomycetes; Saprolegniales; Saprolegniaceae
Exons: 1
Coding region: 1-297 (98 amino acids)
Source: RefSeq, a predicted model, not a curated record
AUGGAGUGCAUGAGGCCGACGACGGCUUGCUUGCUCAAGACCCGCACGCGGAGUCCGCUCUCGCCCGCCCAACUCGAGAAGAAUCGGCAGCGCGCCCGCAAGUACUACAUCCGGCACAAGGCGGUAGUGCUUGCAAAGCUCAAGACCCGGUACCUCCAGAAGCGCGAGAGCAUCCAGGCCAAGCGACGAGCGCUCUACCAGCGAAAAAUCGCUAGCAGCCGUCGACCGGUGGCCGUCAAGGCGUCGCCAGUUCCAGUGCCCGUGAACCGCCUCGCCCUGCACUAUAUACUUAAUUAA